This is a messenger RNA of Pristis pectinata (smalltooth sawfish), 7577 nucleotides long. RefSeq names its product protein C19orf12 homolog. The record is from RefSeq and is a predicted model, not a curated record. The transcript has 3 exons. Bases 157 to 582 code for a protein of 141 amino acids. Lineage: Eukaryota; Metazoa; Chordata; Chondrichthyes; Rhinopristiformes; Pristidae.
AAAGGCUCGACAGAACCCACGCGAUAAUCACUCCGUGGCCGAUUGAAACAUUGGGAGGCUAAAGACUUGGUUAACGUCGGAACUAGCAGUGAACGGCCUUGAAACAAGUAUUGAGUGCGGCAACGUUACUGGCGGCGGAACUCUUCGUUCGACAAGAUGCCUGUGAACAUCAGUGAAGUGAUGCACUUGGUGCGCCACAUUUCGGAGGUGGAGAAGAUGCAAGUUGCAAUAAAGGGUUCUGCGAAAGGGGCACUUUUGGCUGGUGCAGUGGCAUUUGCAGGAGGCCUGGUUGGUGGUCCUCUAGGACUUGCAGCUGGCGGUGCAUUUGGUGGGUUGCUGGGUGCCUGGAUGACGAGUGGACAAUUUAAGCCAGUACCACAGAUUCUUAUGGAACUUCCACCAAAUCAACAGCAGAUGCUGUAUGAUGAUAUAAAGAAUAUUGUCCGGCAUUUGGACUGGACAGAUGCAGUCCAGCUGACUUCGUUAGUUAUGGGAAAUGUUGCCUUGAAGAAUGAAGUAUUGGCUGCAAUAAGUAGUUUUUUUAUGAAACAACUCAAUGCUGAGGUGCGAUACCAUGACUGAAAUCUACACAAGCUGCUUUUUCUUGAAAUAUGGAUUGUAUUGAGUAGAUGGGCACAUAGUAUUGCCUACAAAUUCAAGGAUCUAUGAAGAAUGCUAUCUUGAUUAUGCUGCUGCGAUACCAGUGAAUUUUGCAGCUUAAAUAUUGGUAACAAUGGGUGGACAUUUGGCUUUUAUGUUGGUGCAAGAUGGGCAAAAUCACAUUUCAUAUUAAGCUCUAUGACCAAUAUUUGACUCUGUUGACUUAAAUAGAACUGGAAAAUGAGUCCAAUAUUUAACUGACGGUGAAUGCAAUAUUGCCCAUUUUAGCCACACCGUCCAGGAUAAAUUUCUACCCCAUUAUAUCAGCAUCUGGAUUCUUUGUAUUUGUUUUAAUUUUUCUGUUGGCUGCCCUUCGCUUGCCAUUUGUCAACAGUCAGUGAUUAGGAAAUGGACUGGGUUCAUAAGUAAGGAAUACUACUACUUAGACAUUUAGGAAACUUAAGGAUAACUGGACUUUUUUUCAAAGGCUCGUUAAUGGUCUUUUAAUUUGGUGUCCUUGGAAAAAAAUGGUAGUUAAAGUGAUAAUUUAAAACUGUCUGGAUACAUGCUAGAAAGCUGCAAGAAAUGACCUCACAGUUACUGUUAGGAAAGCAAUAUCUCACUAACCAGUCUUCUCACUAGAGCUGACGUAUCUGUAGAUUCUGAUCAGAUAAUCUAGUGACCAAAAUACAAUUUGAGAAGAACGUACUUGAGAAGAUGAAUGUAAUGCUUCUUGUAUUACUGAUAUAUUUUAAAGAACAAGUUACAGAAAUGGUUAAUGCUCAGCUCAAUACAAAUGAACCUCAUCAAGUAAGCCAAUUGUUUGAAAUUACCAGUGAAAAGUGCUUAAAGUGUUGGGAGGAACAUUGGGUGCACAAUCGUAAUGGGACACAACAGGAAUAUCAGGUCACAGUAUGAACUGGACAAGAUGAUCAAGUUUAAUUUGUCGAAGUAACCAGUGACAAUUGCUAUAUAACUGUAGCUUGGAGAGCCUUUGUGGGUUGGAUAUAAGGUUAGUCUGCAGCCUUGAGAUACCUGACUACAUGUACAACAUCCACAAUGCAGCUGGAGGCCCCGUAUAUACAACUCCCAAUCAACCAGUCAUGCCAACAGCACUGCCCUACAGAUUGUUCCUGAUACUAACUUAUUAACCAACUACAAACAUGGAUGAAUGUUGUUCCACCAGCAAUGCCAUGGAUGAUCCUGAAUUUAUUUAGUCUCUUGUCUUUAAAGAAACAAUACAGCGUAGGAUGUGCCUAUAGUGAGAAUAAAAGAAACUGACAAUUGGGUAAACUGUAUCAAAUUGUAGAUCAGACAGUAACUAAACACAAGCUAAAGAAUACUGGAGGAGUGGAAUACUUGAAGGAACAGCAUUUUUAAUAGUUGCUGUACUGAAGUGGAUUACUGGAGCACAAUGGGAUUUUCUCCCAUGUUAUUAUUGGGCUUAGUCUGUAGGCAGGAAAUUCCACAGCAGGCCAGCCCCAUAUGUAGAUCUGACCUCAAUCCAGAAAAAUUCCUCAGGGCAUAGCCACAACAGACUUGACUCUUUCUGGCAGUAGUACUACACUAGGGGGAAAUACAGACCUUGCAUUUAUUUUCUCUGGGAAGUACAUUUAGGACUGAGGGAAAGUCACAAAAAUGCCUGCAAAGUCAAGGGUAUUGGAGGUAGUGAAGAGUUUGAGGAGAAUCAGGGAGAAAAUGAUCCAAAGUAUUAGUGAGACAGAACAAAGUAUCUUUGAACACAGUUUAGGACCUAGGGAUAUUUGAAAUUACAUGGGGUAUCAAACUAAGGAAUAACAAGAUAGAUAGUGGUUUAUUUCUGAGUCAGCAAUAUUUUACUGGCUCUCACUGAGGGAAGAUUGCAGGGCUAUGUCUGAGGAUAGCGAAGGUUAUUUUUGAGGCAGGCAAUGGUUUUAAAGGAACGUGGAACAAUACUGGAAGACAGAAACCACUGGGUGAUAAUGGUGGAGGUAGGAUGUGAUAGGAAAUGAGGACGAUCAGGAUUUGGGCUUGAGGGAACAGGAUUGACGGAAAUUGUUUUAGAAUCUAAGGUGAAGACAAAAAAUAAGUUGAGUAAGGUGCAAUGAUUUGAAAUGUAGUAUUAGUUCUCAUAGUGGAAGCCACACAGCCCGUGUGGGUGUUUAUCCCCACUGUAAGUUUUAGCCCUCAUCCCAUCAGCCACUCUGUUCCAGUAUCCAUUUUUACCUCCCAGUCCAGUUAUUCAUUUAUAAUCUUAGAAUAAUUGGACUGGGAGGUAAAAAUGUUGUUGAUCUUGCCCUUGAGAAGAUGGUGGAGUACUUCUUGAACUACUGCAGAACCUCUGGUGACUUCUCCCACAGUACUGUUGGGUGGAUGUUCCAAGAGAUAGGUCCGGAGAUGAAACAUUUCCAAGCCAGAGUGGGUGCAACUUGGAAGCAUUGGUGAUCCUAUAUAUCUAUUGCCCUUGAUUUUGGUGGUCGAUGUUGUAGGCUUGAAGGGAUUGUUGAAGUAGUUUAGGUAAGUAACUGCAGUGCAUUUUGUAGGUGGUACACAGGGUAGCCAUAUUGGGGUUGUAUUGGAGUGAACAUUUAAAGUAGUGGAUGAGGUGCUGAUAAAAUGAACUGUGUUGAGUGUUUUUAGAGUUGCAGUCAUCCACUGUUGGAAAUAAUUUGAGAACAAUCCUGACUUCUGCUUUAUAGAUGGUGAGAAGGCUUUCCGGAGUCAGAAGAUGAGUCAUUUGAAGGAUACUCAAUUCUGGAUCUGCUCUUGCGGCUACAGUUUUUAUGUGACUGGCCCAGUUAAAUAAUUAGUGACUAUUUCUGAUGACAGUGAUAAUGCCAUUAAUGUUUAGACUAGGUGUUGAAUUUGGACUCACUGGGAGAUGGUUAUUGCCUGGCAUUUAUGUGAACAUUACUUUCUGUGUAUCAGUUGAAGCCUGAAUAUUUUUCAAGUGUUAGUGCAUACUAAAGAAUUGCAUGAUUAAGGUAGUUGGAGUAGGAAGGGAAGGACAGUUACCAAGGUUGCACAAGUAUUUGUUGAGAGUAUUCCAAGUAUCUUGGCCUUGGAGGCAGGGCAGUGUAGUUUCACCAGAUUGCUCAUUAAUUUGAAGAGAUAUUGAGUAAGAUUUGUCAUAUUCACUCAAAUUUGCAAUGAUAGGUAACAUUGAAAGGUACAAAAUUUUAAGAGGAAUUGACAAGUUAGACACAGUGUAACUCGUAAUGGCUGGUGAAUCCAGAGUCAGGACACUGUCUCAUUAUAAGGGCUCAGCCUUUAAAAAUUGACAUGAAGAGUGAUUUCUUAGAGGGUUGUGUAUCUAAUUUUCUACCCUAGUGUUCUACGUACAUGUUCAAGAUUACUUUCCAUAUAUCUUUGAGGACUGAGGGAAUGGAGGAGUUCCAAGGAAUAGUAAGAAAAGUAGACAUUGCACUCGAUUAGUCAUGAUCUUAUUGAAUAGUAGAACAGGUUCAACGAGCUAUAUGGCUACUGUUUUUGCUAAUGUUUUCAUGUCUCUGCUCUGUCAGUAACUUGGUUGUUCAUUCUGGAGACUGUAAGUCUUUUACAUUUAAUCUUAAAUUCAUUCGCCUAUUGCCGAGAUUCUAAAUCACUGUAAAUAGUAUGUCUAUUGAGCUACCUACAUCUCAAAUUGUAUCAGCUUAGUGAGAACACCCCCUAAUCUAUAUUCUGUUGUCUCUAGUUUAGUGAUUAGAACAAAAAAAUGAAUUGUCACAAUAUUCUGGAGUGGGCCAUGUGAUUUACUGGUUAAGUUGAUACCAGCAAGUAAGCAACCACUCAUCUGACGCAGGCACUAAAAAUGGGUUCUCAUACCUCUUUUACCACUGUCUGUGCAAAGCCACAAGACCUUUGCAAAUGAGGCCCAUUGUAUCUUCGUGUAAAAGUCGUUGUUCAUUAAAUGAUCAAAACACUAAUUUGUAUAAAAGUGUAACUAUUGUAUGGUUUGGUAUGACUGAAUUGUGGCAGGUACAUUGUGCAGUAAUUCAAGGUGUAUAGAUUGAUUCUGACCAAUGGGGAAAAUGUAUACUAAUGAACAGCUGUUUUCUUUCUACUGUUCAUUGACAAUUGCCUAUUCACUGUUUACCUAGAAAUGGUUAGCAAUAUUCAAGGGCAAGCUUUACCCAAGCCAAAUUUAUGUACUAUUGAAUGAUGCAAACAUCAUCUUCCAAACAUUUCAGACAAACAGUAGCUUUCUUUUACAGAAUGCCAAUAAGCUUUGCUUCAUAUGAUUCUGGCAACAACUGGGACUUUAGAAAUAUUUCUCAUCUCAGUUUUGGUUUAAGAAUUUAAAUUGUUCCAUUGUAAAUCAGCCUUUAAACAUUCUAGAUAUGUGCAAUAAUUAUGGAUUGAAGGAUAUUUUUCUAAAUGUCUCCUGAUGUAAAGCCAAUUGAGAUUCUUAUGUUCAUGGAGAACUGAAUGGUGCCUAUAAAAAGGAAGAACUAAUCUAAGUGUGUGGAAAUGGAAAUCCCAGCAGUAAAUGCCAAGUGCUGUGUGAGAACUCUCAGCACCUAACAAAAAGUCUGUGAAUUUAGCAAGUUGGUACAUUCUGUCAUAUCAGUCUACAGUAUUUAUCCAAAAACAUUUUUAUCUGAACAUUUUAAAUGAAAAUUUUAAUUAAUCUUUGAGCAGAAGCUAAAGCUGAAUUAAAACUUAAAGAAUCCUAAAGUUCCUAAUGACAUCCCUUAUUAAUGUGUUUUUAAAAAUUCUUAUGCUGUUACAUUAGCCUGUGUAAUGUUUGUGUCUUUUCAGUAAUAUGCAGUAAAUUAUCAACCUUAACUCUUGUAGUGCACAGCUAUGUAAUCCAGAAACAUGAAUUAGAACAUCUGUUAAACAUUGCCUAUUAAUUUUCAGCUAUUAUGGACAACACAUGCCCAGUUUUCCAUCACAUUGCUGGGAGCAUUGAAACAUAAAUGACUGGUUAGCACCACAGGUUAAUUUAUUGAGAUAUUAACUCUCAGUUUGAAUCCAGCUCAUGCUGAUGGGAUAAAAAUUGCAUCCCCGACAGAACUAAGAACCUGAUGAAAGAUUAGUAUGGGCAUUAGCAAUUUAAAUCUUAGUGGGUAUAAAUUGUCAGUAGUGCAAAACUGGAAGAUAAAUUGAUCCUAAAUUGACAAGCUCACCUUAAAAAAAGGGUAAAAUUAUGAUCUAGAAGGCUCAUUUCUUUUAAGAAUAAGGAUAUACAUACUUAAGACAAAACAAUUUCUGUGAAAAAAAUAUUUGCAAAAAUUAGUCUGAAUGACUAAUGUUUUACGAGUUGUGGUAGAGCUGUGGAGUUUAUUACUGGAAGUUAUUGAAAAUAUGGAGUUGAUCCUUCAUGGUAAUGGAACAACGAUUUGUUGAGCAAGUGGAAGGUAUGUGUUUAGAAAGCUUUGCAAACACAGUUUAGCAGAACGUAUAAAUUAGACAUGAAUUGAUUUCACACAUUCCUUAAAGUGGGAUGUGCGUGAAAGUAAAAUUGGUUUCAUGGUGUUUCAGAUAGUUUUCUUCUGUCAGAAGCUCACUUUAUUUUCAGUAUUUUCUAUUACAGUAAGAUACUCCAUAUCUUUGUUAACGAUCAUGGUGAACUGAAUGAAGUAUAUAAAGUACAAUUUUGGCUUGAAACUGGAAAGUUUAGUUAAUUUUUAAGAAACAAUGAAGGCGCAACUAUGAUCCACUGAAUGACCUCAUUAUUUCAGCUGCAUGAGCCUUAGACAUCCACUGCACGUGCCUGAUUGCAUCAGCAAUAAAUAGCUCAUGAAAAUGGUAAAAUGUGCCUGUUAUAUUUUCAGGUCAGCUUCAUAACAUAAAGGUUGUUUAUUGGUCAGACCACCAUAUAAUAUUUUUCGUUCCAAGGUUAUCUUUCCUUUAUAGUUAUAUAUGAAUUGGUUUUUUUAAAAGACCCUAAGAGUAAAAAAGGGCAAUAAUUUGGGAAUAUCAAAAAAGAAAAAUUGUGCCUAUUAUCUUAUCAGUCCUGAUUGUAAAAUACAAAUCAAGUUCACUGCAUCUGUGCUUCAUUACUCUGAUAUUUUGGAAGGUAUUUCUUCCAAUGUUGAUGAAAGAAUGCUGAUAAAAUAGCUAAAACAUGAGUUGUAGUGGUUGUGUAUCAACGCGUUGUGCCAGUUAUCAUGACCUUGGGUUCUGUGUAUGUAGAGUUUGUGCAUUCUUGUGACAGAGUGGGUUCCCCUGGGUUUUCUGGUUUCCUCCCACAACCUUAAGAGAUGCUGGUUGUUAUGUUAAUUGGCUCCUGUAAAUUACUUUAGGUGUAGGUGGGUGGUAGGGGAAAUCAGGGUGGAGGUGAUGGACAUGUGAGAAUUGAUGGGCCAAACAAUCUCCAUGAGAGAACAUGAUGAUGUAAACUGCUACUUCCAUUUCCUGAAAGAAGAGCCAACAUUGGAAAGUGACGAUUUGACUGCGUUUUAAAACAAGACAAUGAUUGCUGCAUUAAGUGUACAAGAACACAGUUAGACUUAAGAAUUAGUCAGAAAAUUAAAUGGUCACCCAUCUUGAUGGUCAUCUUGCAUCCUCCUAAUUUUAUCCCCCCCGACAUAUUUUGUACCACUUUACAAGAAAAUUAUUUUGAUAAAGGGAAGAUGCAGUGAAGAUUAAAAUUACUGUGAAUUAUUUUUAGAUUUACUUGAAUUUUAUUUUAUCAUCUUGGGGCCAAAUUUGAAAUUGUGAUUUUCUAUAUAUGGGUGAUCCAGUGUAAAACAGUGAUAAUUUAAAAAGUAAAAUAUUAAAUUGCAUUAUGUAAUUAUAAAAUUAUCAAUAAUUAUUGUUGAACAAUAUAUAUUGGUGUUGAGUGUGCUCAGUUUGGAAACCUAAUGCAUUUUGAUAGUAGGGAAUAAUAUUUAAAAUUUUAUGAUAAUUGACUAAAGUUUAUAAAUUAGUGAAUUCUUUCUUCUGCUGUGUGUAUUAUGUGUGAAGUUAUAUGAUUGAACCAAGAUUGGAUUCAGUCAGGUACAUUUUGUAAAAUGUAACUUAAUAAUAAAAACAUAUUUGAAAUCUUA